Molecule: messenger RNA, 10597 nt
Organism: Onychomys torridus (southern grasshopper mouse)
Lineage: Eukaryota; Metazoa; Chordata; Mammalia; Rodentia; Cricetidae
Gene: Znrf2
Product: zinc and ring finger 2
Exons: 5
Coding region: 373-1116 (247 amino acids)
Source: RefSeq, a predicted model, not a curated record
CAAUCUGCGCGCCGCGCCUGAGGUGGGCCGCAGCUCCUCCAGUGCGGGCCGCGAGGCGACGGUUGCUGGGGCGCGCGCCGCCCGUUCCUCUUUCCCGUUGCGAGCGGCUGGCGCGCUGGGAGGCGGCCCCCAGUCCAGCCGGGCGCCUCCCACUCUCCGAGCCGCCGGGGAGCCGGAGGAUGGCGGCGGUGGCGGCGGCCGCCCGGGAGGAGGCGGUGCGGAGGCCGCGGAGCGCGGCAGCGAACGGUAGCGGCCCGUCGCGGCGGCCCGGCAGCGACCGCGUCCGCACGGCCACCUGAGCGCCAGCCGCGAGCUGCGUCCAGCCCGCCUCGCUCGCUUGCUCGCUCGCUCGCGGCCCGGGGCGGCGCGGACAUGGGCGCCAAGCAGAGCGGCCCCGCCGCCAACGGCCGCACCCGCGCCUACUCGGGCUCGGACCUGCCCUCCGGCAGCGGCGGCGGCGGCGGGGCGGACGGCGCUCGGGCGGCCCGGUUCGCGGCCCCGGUGCCCGGCGCGCAGCAGCCCAGCGCUUCGGCCGGUGCGGCGGCGGCGGCGGCGGCGGCGGCUGCGGCGGCAGCCUCGGUCCCGACAGCGCCCCGCAGCCGCUCGCUCGGAGGGGCGGUGGGCAGCGCGGCGGGCGGCCGAGCGGCGCAGUCGGCCUUCAGCAUCCCUGGCGGCGGCGGCGGCGGCGGCGGCGGUGGCAGUAGUGGCCCGUACGGCUCGCAGGACUCGGUGCACAGCAGCCCGGAGGACGGCGGCGGAGCUAGGGAUCGGGACCGGCCAGCGGGCGGGGGCCCUGGCGGGCCGCGCCUGGUGAUCGGUUCGCUCCCGGCCCACCUUUCCCCGCACUUGUUUGGAGGAUUUAAGUGCCCGGUAUGCUCAAAAUUUGUACCUUCAGAUGAAAUGGAUUUGCAUCUUGUGAUGUGUUUAACAAAGCCAAGAAUAACCUAUAAUGAGGAUGUGCUGAGUAAAGAUGCUGGGGAAUGUGCAAUAUGCCUUGAAGAAUUGCAGCAGGGAGACACCAUAGCACGACUGCCUUGCCUGUGUAUAUACCAUAAAGGCUGCAUAGAUGAAUGGUUUGAAGUAAAUAGAUCUUGUCCAGAGCACCCUUCAGAUUAAGCAUCAGAUUCCUGUGUUAUGGGUUUUCUUGUCUUUUCAAGAUGCUUGAGAAAUCUAGAAGAUUUGAAGAUCUGUCUCUGGGGAAAAACAAAAUGAAAACUGCAGCUUACUCAGCCAGGAACUGAGUUCUGUGACACUCAGCAAUCCAGAGAUGGACAGGAACCACGGAACUCAGUGUACCAAACUUGCAUAUAAGGGACACACAGGGAAUUUGAAAAUGCUGCACAUCCUGUACUAGUCACUGCGUAGAUGAUACUGAUAAACAUUUUGUAUUCAGACGCCAAAGUUAACUAAUUUCAAAGUUGAUUUACUUUUUAUUAAGUUCUGUAGAGCUGCUGUUUUAUUGUAUUUGUUUUAUUUGUUUGUUUGUUUUUAGUUUGGGGACUUUUUAUUUUCCCCAACAUAAUGCUUCUGCAUUCACCUAUUCUUAACUUGAAAACCACCCAAUUUAAGUUCUUACAAACUCUUCAAUGUGAAACCAAGAAAUGUAAUCAAAACAGAAUAAUAUUCUGUGAAUGGAGAGUAUAAUCUCAAGUUCUUCCAUUUUUUCCCCCAUGUGUGAAAAAUAGAUUUCUGGGUAGGAGAGCUAAAAUAUAUUAGUUUGAAUUAAAGGUUUAAUAUUAUAAAAAUGCCAUCCAAAGAGUAAAUCAAGUUACAUAAUUACUUUUUAGUUAAUUAAAUGUAGAAGUGUCUACUGAAUUGCAGUUUCUGAACUACAUUGUUUUAUUUGAAGGAAAACUGCGCAAUAGCUUGUUAGCAGUGACCAUCUUGCAGCUCUGCAACUUUGAAAAGUCCAGAUUUGCAGGUCUUCUUCGUGCUGGGGCCGCAGUGAUGUCCUGACAGGGAUCUUUUCUUCCUCUUGUGUAACUAUGUCAUUGUGCUUUGCAUUUCCAGGCAGGUUUCCCAUGUUUGGUAAAAUGUUUAGCGAGAUGUAAACUUAAUACCUUAUGAAAAGGGUGAAAUAAACAUGUCUGCUGUGGGACUUGUAGUAAUUUGAGGGACAUUUUAUACACUUUUAAAAAUCAGAAUUGAAUUGGGAUGCCAGAUUUCUAGCAACUAGCAUCUUUAGUUUUCCAGAUGAUCUGGAAGUUAGCAUUUGAUAAAUGAUUUUUAAGCAAAUAUAAAGAUUUUGUUAAUUUAUAAUUUAUUAAUGUGUUGUUACUGUAAUUGAAAAUGUUGUGGAUACUUUUAAAUUCAGUCUUUGUAGAAAGAACUGUAUUAAGAAAAAUUAUGUGAAUAAAUAUUCCCCCCAAAUACAUCUGAUGGUUAAGGAUACUGAAAGAGUUUAGCUGUCAGGACCGCAACAGUGAAUGUCUUUUAAAAAUACUAUCAGAAUCUCACUCAGUAGGUUGCACGUUUGGUUUCCUCAGGAGAAUGUUGUUUCCCUGGGCUAGUCCAGGGUGUUGAAGUGUGUGCUUCUCCGACGCUGCUCUUCCUCUCUCCUGGGGCCAGCCCGUUGCUUCUGUUUCCUCUUUUUCAAAAGGGCAAAGGGCAGGAGGGAGGGGGUCGUCCAGAUCAUGGAAUGAACUUGCAUUGUUUUCCUGUGGUCGCAGGCUAGAUACUACUCCCCUGCACUUACACUGUGGCCUGCCGUUGGGGACAGUGGUCAGACACCCGACCUCAGUGAGUGGGACGGCUGCCCGCACAGCUCUGUAGCUCUGUCCAGGUGUCAGAAGUUACUCUUCCCUCAAGGGAAAUUUUCUCUCCUUGAUUUUUUUUUUUUGUUGUUGUUGUUGUUAAUAUGAAAUCUCAAUCUAUUUUACUUUAUCUUUCAGUUUGUACACUUUCUCUCUCCUCUGAUUUUCCCCAAGGAAAAGUUCUUAGAAUGUGAAUACUCACUUUGUGUUCUACUACUGCUGUAUUGUCGUGGUAAGAAUUACUUCCGCUGGCUUCUCUUCUUGGAGAGCAGCUAUGUAAUGAAUGUUUAUAUUCCCCUGGAAGGUGACCUGCUUUGUGCCAAGCUCAACUUCUUGGACGUCUCCUCGGCCUCACUUCGCCCUCCUUCACACUGUCCUCCCGCGCUCUUGGUGGCUUCUCUGCCGCCACGGCUGCUGCCUCCAGGCUCCUGGGGUGUUAGAUAGAAGCCAGGGCUGCUGUGUCCAGGACACCGGCAGGCUGCGCCUGUCUGCACAGUAUUUACUGAACAACCUUUUUUCCCCCUGGAAUUUAUAAAGUUGGCAUUUUUACUUUAAAUUCUGUCUCUAAUGAUUCCCUAUAAAGAAUAAUUUAGAAAUAGAAGAAAGGAGAGGAGCUCAGAUGUUCCAGUUUCUGUUCAAAGUUACUAGUCUGGGGAUAUUCUAUAAUGGAUACUUUAUAUAACAUUGUUUAUAAUAUUUAUCGGUCUGUAUGCAGACACUGAGGAACAUCACUCAUAAAAUUAUAUUAGCUAUUUGAACAUUGAGUUGAAACUACUGACAGUGACUAUAGAGAUGGAAUAACAUUCGGGAUCCUCACUUAUCCAGCUAGUCAUCACCCUCUGGAGUCUUUGUAAAUGCUCUUCAAAUAAGGUCACGUAUAUAUGGAGAAGGAGGUACAUGCUUGAAUUUCUCUAGUGCUGCUCUGUCCAUAGUGAAUUUUCUGCCAAUGUUUAUUCUACUUUAAUCUGGCUGUUUAUUUUCUCUUUGCCAGGAUAUUUAAAAGAAGCACUAUUCUCUUUAGAAAGCCAAUUCUCUUUCUUUGGCUCCUCUCUAGAGAAAUAGACAUAAUGAUUUUCAAACCUAGUUACAAAUCCGACUGUAGGAUUGUUUGAAGUAGAAUGUCUGUGACUAAAAUAAGCAGUGGUCUCUAAGUGACUGUGUGUGUGACAACAGAGACCACAGUGGUAAACUCACGUCGACUGUGGAGUGCAUAGGCCUGGGCUUUCCAGUGCAAGGCCUCUGCCUUCUUAAAUGUUACAGGAUUACUUUGCUUUUCACCCGUGUAGACACUAGGAUGGAGCCCAGAAUAACCAAGGAUGAUCCUCUGCAUAGCUGCAGUACAUACAGCAAAGCUGUUUCCACCUGAAUGAGUUGUCAGAAAUGGCAAGCCUUUCCAGAUCUUAUUUCAGACUGUGGUUCUAAGUCUGGGUAUGGUGAGGUUUCAGAGCACUCAUUGCCCACUGGACAUGGUGGCUCACACCCACACUGAGGAGACUGAGGUAGAAGGAUUACCACAAGGUCCAGGCUGGCCUGGGUUGUUCUAGACUAGCCUGUCUCAAAAAAACAAAAGCAAUCUUUUAAUAUGUUACAGCAAGACAUUCUCAGAAGGAUCAUGAAUUCAGUGUAAAUACUACCUACUUUUCUGUACUGUCUUGAUUGAGGUGAGGGGAUUUCCCCAACAGUAAGCUAAUGGUGAGCAAAGAAUGAAACUCAAAAUUCGAGAAUAGUUGUGUUUAUAAUAUGACUGAUAGCCGCACUGUAUAUUAACCAUAUGACCCAGAUAGCCUUAUGCCUCACAGAGGAGGUUUCCAUCUAAACCAACUCAGAUCGUCCGGAGCAUACAAAGUGACUUAGAGGCAAAUGCUGCUGCUGACGUCAAUGUCCUUUGCUGGUAGUGGGUGCUCUGGUGCAUUCGGCCAUUUUUCUGUGGGUUUGGUUUACCCUGGUGUAAACUAGGUAUUCAAUGACGGUGAGAGAAGAAACAUGAAAUGUCCCUUGUUACUCACUGUACAGAUAGUUUAACUUGACUUUAAAAGACUAGCAUGUCUGUGCUUUUGGAGCCCAUUCUCCUAUUUUUCCUAAAAUCUGUAACUUAGUAUUUUCUUAACUGUUGUGUGACUGUGUUUCACUAUCUGCUCCUUCUCCUUUCUCACAUCUACUGAGUCCUACUUGCUGCUGCUUGGUGUACUCCUGGUGGUGAUUCACAUUCUGAAAUCAUUAAGAAAACAGUUUGGGUGAGACUGUACCCAAUAUUUUAUACCAUAUUCUCUAAAUGUGCUUAAGCUAGGAAAUGCAAUUUUUUUUUUUUUAAAAUUUGAGUUCUGUCUUAAAUAGGAAAUACCUGAUCUCCUAAGUUUGUUGACUUUCUAUAAGAAGUAAAAGGCCUUGAACACCAGAAAUGUUAAUAUUUAGUUUAAUAUGCACAGUCAUUAUCCUCACAAGUAUGUCAUUUGAUGUUUAAACUCUUCUUCAUUUUUUUAACCAGUGGCUGAAAAUAAGGUAGUUUGUUGUUGUUUUGUUUUGUUUUGGUCUCUUUGUUUAUGGAGAAGCAAAGAGUAGUUGGCAUGAACUAACAUCCCCACACCUCCCCCAAAAAAAAUGAAGAGUGUGAUAACAUUCAUUAACAUAGUGUGUUUCUUAGCUCUGCCCCUGGGGCAUGAGCAUCUCCUGUCACUGAAGAGACAUUUCUGAUUUAGUAUGUUGGAGUUGACAUAUACCAAUCAUUUAUUUGGGAAACUUCAUAACUGCCUGCCUUUUGUCAGCAGUAACUGUGGCACUAGAAAUGUUUCCUUCAUUAGCCAAGGACGUGCACAUCUGGUAUCCCAGCAUCCAAGGGGUUGAGGCAGAGGGUCACAGGUUUGAAGCCAGGUUGGGUUGGUUAUACAGUGAGUCUGAGACCAGCCUGAACUACAGAGUGAGAGCUUGUCUCAGAGUUUGGCUGUCGUCUUAUUCGAGUGUUUGGGUGUACACGGUAUAGUUAGGAGACUCUGGUCAAGGAGAAACAAUUGGAACAUGGGACUUGGUGCCACUGAGUAACAGUUGGUUGCAUUUUUUUGAAGAUGACUUGCUAUGUGGACUUCUUUGAUUGAAAAUCACAAUAUUUACCUCUGUUGAUUUGCUCCUGGUUUCCACAACUCUUCUAGAAUACCUCUUAAUUUCCUCUAUUAGGAAGUAUUUUGUUGUUCUUGUUAAAUAAGGCUCUGGAAGCAUUGAUCACAAGAAAUAGAGAAAAUGUAUUAGGAGCAGCUUUUAUUAGUGUGAUCUAAACAGAAACGGAACAAUUCAUCAUUGAUAUUUUAAUAAAAAUUCCAAAAGUUCUUGUUAAACUCUCUGUUCUUUAGAAGUAGAAAAUAAGAAUACUCUCAAAGGAAGUUGUCAUGUCCUACCUUAUGUUUUUAAGUUGACAGUGUAUUACAAUAAAACAAAUAUUUGAAUGCUGGAAAGUUGGCAUGCUCUAAUUGAUGUUAUGGCCUCUUUAUUUUAUUUGUAUCCAUAAUAACAAAGCUAGAUCCAAAAUUGUGAAAAUUUCUCAUUAGCUUACAGUAAUGGACAAAGGUGUUUUUUUAUUUCCAUGACUAUAAGUAAAGAUGUACUUUGAAAUACCUGAUAUAAACCUUUAAUGUUAUCAUUGAAAUGUAGCUAGAACACUGUUGGGAAGGGACACCCUAUGAACAUGCAGUCACACUUUGUAGACUUCAUUUGUUUCAUAACUUGCCUUUAUUUUUGGGAGCAGUUUUUGAGAUAUAAACACCAUUGGGUUCUGUAGUGAAGUGAUUAAGAAACUAGGCUUUAGGACUGGAUCUCCUAGUCUUAGGCAUCUCUGGCCAUGGAUUUUAUUCUGUGCCUUGCCUUGGUCUUCUGAUACCAGGGCUCUUGUAUUAAGUAAGAAGGUAUGUGUAUAUUCAAAGUCAGAUAUGUGAUGUACAUAAAUGUUGAUAUAUUAAAAACAUUUGUACCCAUUUAUAUGAUUUUUGUUAAUAUGUUUACCAUGAAGUGUGACGAUACCAUCUGAGAUCUUAACUGGUGUAUUGAAAGAAGCCAUGGAAUAAAAGAGCAUCUUGGGUUCUGAUUUCCAUUCUCACCAGGUAGCAAGAGUGCUAUUUGAGCAACUUUUCAUCAAGCAGCUUUUGAUUCCAUGCUGUCUUGGAUCUAGGAACAUAGUAAUGAAAGACAGCUGGCCUCUAGGAGCCUAAUUUACCACUGAUGCUAGAGAGUGAUUGAUAAGCUGUAGCAGACAUGUUACUAUGUAAUAUGACUCAGAGACAUAGACUCAGAAGAGAUGGGAGCAUGAGUAGGUCUUUAAGAAUAGUUCUAGAAAGUGUGAGUAAAGAGAUAUGGACAGUAGACAAUCAGUCAACCUUCACUCUUGUCUAUGGAGGCAAGCUAGCAACAGAUCAUGCAGCGUGUGUAUGACUAACUGUGAUUCGAGGACUUGAAGCAGGAAAAAGACAAUCAUGCUUCCAUUUCAGACUGGGGAUGGUGAAACUGGAGGCAGAAAGGCCUGGUAAGAAAUCUGUAGUAACUCAAGAGAUGCGCGAGAAGUAGAGAAGGUGAGGUCAGGAGGUCCUGGAACCUUAGGAAGGAAGGUUGAUUGGCCUUAGCAGUCAUCUCUGUAGAAAGGGAUAGAGAGCUCCUGGGAUAACUCAUUGUCCUUUCUGUCUAUCUUGAAAGGUUGACUACCUGGGAAAAUCUGAUUAUGUCAGGAAUAUCCUAAAGAACCAGAAAGAAGGACCUUGCAUUUGAAAAUGAAUAGAGGUGGGGGUCGGGAUAGAGGGUUGAGAACCAAGGCAGACAUGAAUACAUUGCAGUUGCUUCUGGGUCACAAUGCCUUAGGGCUGCAAAUAUUGCCAGCACUAACUGCUAGUUAGAGAAUGAGGAACACGGAGUUACUUAACACUCUAGCUUGGCUGAGUUGGACUUCUCUUGAAGCCCCAUUGCCUUAGCCUCUGUUGCUUUGGCUCUUGCUUAGUGGGUGCCAACCUGUAUCCUGGUAAAGGCUUUCUGGGAGGAGCAGCAACCUCAGGGUAGCUGUAUGGGUCAAGGAGGAGGCCUCCUGAUGACCUAGUCUAAUAGCACAUGCCUGGCAACGCCACAACAGAUUGCUCCAGAGUGACCUGUGAAAAUGGUAGAAACUUAACUCUGAAAUCUAUAUCCCACGAUGGCAAAGGCCCCUAAGUUUAUAUAUUUCACAUAAAAUGCUUUUUUAAAAAUAUCUUCAGUACUUAGUAUAGAACUUAAAAUUUUGUCAAAUAGUGCUUUGUUCAUCUAGUAAUAUUUUCUGUGAGCUCUUGAAUUCACUAUUUUAUGGGAUUCAGAUAGAAUAUAACAAAAAAAAAUACCUUCCUGAUAAAAUAAAUUUGAUUUUUUUUGAUAUUUCUAAUUUACUUGGUCCUUUAGGAGCCAAGUGACCAGGAAUGUAAUCAAUUUGAUGAAAAAGUCCCCAACUGAUAGAUAACUAGGUUUUUUGUUUUGUUUUGUUUUGUUUUUUGAUUUUUGGGAUCUAUUUGGAACCAGCCCUUAAGUGAUCAGCAGUUAGGCGACCAGUAGCUGUUGUUCUGGAAGACACAGGUUUGGGCAACUCUAACUUGGCAAUCUUUUCUCUGACUUUUUGUGCCUGGAUAGUUCUGAAGGCUUGUUAAGCCCUGACCUCAUUCGGAGUUGGUUUGGAUGAACAACUGCAUGUGAGCAGCUCUUGCUUGCUCUGUAUUAGGACUAAAUGGGAAUAGUGCCAACUUUUUCAGCCAGAAGAACUGGAAAAACCUUUGCAAAAUUAAGGUCUUUGUGUGCAUUUACAGACAACUCUGGCCAUCAUUGUGGCUGUGACUUUUGGUGAUUAUAUGCAGACUUUGAUUAGCUGGUCUGCACAGGAGAUGAAGGGUUUGUGAGGUCUGAUCAAGCAGAGUUGUUCAUGAACCCCUUUCAGAUGCAUCACCUCUUGAGUUCCACCUGACCAUCUACUUGUUAACUCUCUACCAUGUUCAUGCUUGGUGCUGUUAGGCUUAACCACAAAAUACUCAUUUGCAAAAUAGACUUCACAAUCUCGUGUGGGGAGCAGUCUAGAGGCAGUGGAAGUCUAAAUGUUACUGAGGCCAGUGCCCAGCUUGCUGAGGGUCUUGUGCUCCAGUGUCGUGCUGAGUGGGGUUUGGCAAGUUGAACUGUUCCCUGAGAAAAGGCAUAUUAAACACUGUGCCUCUUGAUUCCUGUGAGUCAGUAAUUUCUCAAAACUUGGCCGAGCAUCAGAUUAACUCAAGAGGGAAUAGGGAAUGCAGGAGCGGCUCUUUAAAUCUGUGGACUCUGGACUAAUCUUUGCAGUAUGGUUCUGUGGGGUAUCCAAGAGACCUCAGACUUGUGAAGUCCAGCUCUUGACAUCUCUUCUACUGCUCUUCCUGUUAGGUUCAACUUCUCUUGUUGAAUGUUGAGAAAACUGUUCUUGGUGAAGUUAUAAAUCCUUCCCCUCUUUGGUUAAGGAAUCAAGACUUGCCAAGGCUCCAACACUGAUUCUGCACAGCCUAGUUUAGUAGGUUCCUCAAAACCUUUUCCCCCUCCAGAGCUUGGCACUCAGACAAAGCAAAAGUCCUUUUGCUUCCAGGCUUUUGUCUUCUUUGCAUUUAAUAAACUCGGCUUUGACUGAGCACUGACAUCUCUCUUCGUCCUGAAGCAAAUAGUGAGUCUGACUUCCCAGAAGCACCCAGAACACAAAAAAUCACAGGAACAAGGACCAUAGUAGCUAAAAAUAGUGUCACCAGCUGGCUUAGUAUCACAUACCUCUAAUCCCAGCACUUAGGAGUGAGGCAGGAGGAUCAGUCGUUUAUGGUCACACCCUUUCUACAUAGCCAGAGACCAGCUUGGGUUACACAAGAUCCUGUACCCUAAAACAUGCUGCAUUCCAGUGAGACAGAAGAGCUGUCCCAGGCUGUUCCACUCAGAUUAACCUUCAGUUCUGAUCUUGCGGAGGAGUGUGUGAAGCUAUGCUGAUAGGGGACAGAUAGGGAGUUGAUGUUUGCUGUUUGUAACAAAAAGAUUGGGAAUCACAUUCAGUAUAACAACCAUAAGAAUAAGUGGCAUGAUAGCACAUGCUUGUAAUUCCAACACUCAAGAAUCCAAGACUGGAGGGUUGCUGUGAAUUUGAGGCUAACCUAAUCUUCAUAAUAAAUGCCAGACCUGACAGUACGCAACUAGACUAUCUCAGCAACAGAUUUCAAACACUUCUUAAGUAGGCAUGUGUCGCCGGGUCUUAGAAGGAGUAAGGGAGGAUUGUUGCACAGGACAGCAGUCUCCCAUUAUACCAAACUGAUGUGCUGCUGAGAACCAGUGUGAGCUCGGCCCUGUUUCCUCAGCAAGGGCAAUGGUGUGUCCUAAUCAAGCUAUUUCUUUUUCAGAGCAGCUCUCCUCUGAGUUAAUAUUUACAUAUAACAGAAACACCGAGGGGAAACAGCGCCUAAGGAAUUGGACAGAAAUGCACCUGCGUGGCUUUUCUCCACACCAAAAUUGGACCGUUUCCAUCAUCCUCAAAGUUACCUCAUGUCCCUUGAGUAGGUUCCUGUCCAUCUACCCUCAGCCCAAGCCACUGCUGUCCGAUUUGUGUUGCUGUGGAUUAGGGGAAAUCAGUAUGGCGUUUAUGUGUGUGUGGUUUCACUCAGCAUGGCUCUGUGAAAAGCACAUGUUAUUUGAGUCAGUUUUCUUCAGAGUAGUAUUCUGUUACAUGAAGAUGCUGUUAUCCUGUUGGUGUGGACCUCAGCUGUUUUUAGUUUGGGUUAUUAUGAAUAAAUGGUUAUGAACAUUUAUAUACAAUGUGUGUGAACAUAUAACUUCAUUUUUCUUCAAUAAAUAUUGGUGGUAAAAUU